UCAUUUUAGACUGCAGAGGUCAGUCGUACGAUAAUGCGAAAAAUAUGUCAGGCAUAUACCAAGGUGUACAAACACGAAUUAUCGGAAUGAAUCCUCUGGCUGUGUACGUACCGUGCAGCGCGCAUUCAUUGAAUUUAGUUUUGGAGCAUGCAGCUGCCGGCACUCAAGAAAUCGUGAGAUUUUUUAUGUUCAUCCAAAACAUCUACGUUUUCUUUUCGAAAUCAACGCGAAGGGACAUUCUGAACAACCAUUUAAAGAUUGAUCUUGAAAAAAGAAAGCAAAAAGAUCCUAAAAUUCGUCAGCUGUUUCCGAAGCGGUUGAGCGACACUCGUUGGUCAGCACGUGAUGAUGCGUGUCGUGCAUUGAAAACGGGUUAUGCAGCGUUUCCCGCGGCUUUGAUGGAAAUCUUCAAUAAUCCUGACGAAAAAAAGAUUUCUCAAGUUGAGGCUGAGUCGUUGUACAAAAAUUUCUACAAAUUGGAGACAGCGAUUCUACUGGAGUUUUGGAGCAAUAUUCUUCAUAAGGCGAAUGGUGUUAGUAAAUCGUUGCAAAAUCUUGAAAUCGACAUUCGAACUGCAGUUUACACGUAUAAGUCGCUUACGAGUUAUAUUCAGAACUUGAGAAGUGAGAAGUUGUUCAGUGAGUUUGAAGAAAAUUCUAAAAUUCUGAUUCAAAGUUGCCCAGAUUGGGAAUAGGAAAACGAUAUACUGUCGUACAACUGUUAUAACAAAAGGAAAAGAGGUCGAAGCACUAGGUACGAUAGUGGAAAUUGUCCGGAUACAUUCUUUGACGAUUCUAAAAACUGCAGAGUAAACAUUUUCUACGCGACAUUGGACAUUCUAACAACUGAACUGCAAUCCAGGGCGGAAUCGU
This is a messenger RNA of Bradysia coprophila, 873 nucleotides long. RefSeq lists its product as uncharacterized. The record is from RefSeq and is a predicted model, not a curated record. Lineage: Eukaryota; Metazoa; Arthropoda; Insecta; Diptera; Sciaridae.